ACGACGCUAUACUCCGGCCACUUUUCAUCCUCGACUUUCCCGUCGGUUUCUUCGGCCUGGUCUCAAUUCAAUUAGAAUUUUACGGGACUCGUUGAACGCGCCAAAACGACCUCCAGUCAGACAUUUUCAAUGGUGACGUUUCCUCGUGAAUUCUGACGAACCUUCCUCCUUCCAACGGAUACUCUUCAGGGUGUACCGUCGACUUGUUCCGAGAUACCCAUGAGAAUUUUCCAUUUCUAAGCAAAGUGUCGGUGAACGGGUUCGCUUAGGAUACGUGUACGGUUUUUGUCUCGAAGAAUCCUUCGUUUGGAGUACUUGGUAACAGUGAACGAUCAAUCCCUUAACUUCAUCGUUGUCUUCGGGGUUGAUUCGUGAACAGAUAGUGAGAGUGUUUAUCAGUGGUUACAGGAAGCUUGGAAUCUGAUCGAUCACGAUCGUUUGACUAUAAACGAGAUGAUUAUGAUGAUGAUCAUCAUGAUGAUGUGGUUAGUGAAGAGUACGUGAUGAAGAUUCAGUGAUCUGUGCUGUUCUGUGAUAAGAAUGUAACCAGAUUGACUUGAGAAUCGAAGGAAAGUCUGUUUGAAAGAUGCAGUCGACUUGUCAGCAACAACAGGCUCAACCGGGUCAAAAUGGGACUUCGGCUAGUAGAACGUCGUUCUUGAUCGAGGACAUUCUGAGCCGCAGCACAGCACAAACUCACUCCCCUCAUCAUCAACCUUAUCAUCAACAUCUAACGUCUAAUCAUGGUGUGCAACAUCAACAAUACCAGCAAUUCGCUAGUUUAUUACCUGGCUACCAUUCGGCACCACCUACAGCUGCUUUCUUUUUGGGACCACUUUUUAGUAACACUGCUAUGGGGGUCGGAGUGGUUCCGGGGGUUAGUGAACUGGCGGCCUUGAAACACUGCCGUCGACGAAAGGCAAGAACAGUGUUCAGUGAUCAACAAUUAGCGGGUUUGGAAGCUAGAUUCGAGGUGCAGAGGUACCUAAGCACCCCGGAAAGGGUCGAGCUUGCGGCGGCACUUCACCUCUCGGAAACCCAAGUGAAAACGUGGUUUCAAAACCGACGAAUGAAGCACAAGAAACAAUUAAGAAAAUUGAGCACAAGCGGAGGGAGCAACAGCAAUCAAAAUUCUAAUCAGCAAUGCACCGGUCAAUCUGUUUCCGUCUCAUCGCCGGCGGAAAGACCAGUGGAUUUCUCGUUGAACGGUGGCCGAGAAUCUAGAGCGAGCAGCGACGCACCGAUCGACUCGGACGACGAUGAAAUCGACGUUCUAGGCGACGAGACACCGUCGCCGACACGAAAUAAUAAUAUUCACAUGUCCAGACACAAUGGUUCACCGACGAGUUUUCAUCAAAUCACGCACCCACAUUCGGUUACCCUGUCCCAUCAACCAGGACAAACUAUUCAACGUCAGCAUCGCUGAAACCAAUUACUCCAAGGAUACUAUUCCUUCGGAAGUAAAAUAAUAUUUUAAAUCUACCUAAGCGUACAAGAAACGACAGACUUGGAAAAAGAAGUUCAAUAAUUUAGUGAACAGUGAAAAAUAAUUUGGAUCUUAUCAAAGAUUCUCCUUAUUUAUUUAACGUGCAAUUAUAGUUUAAAGAAUAAUUAACUUUAUUAAAUGUAUAGCGAUUCUUUGUGCAAAAUUUAAGAAGAAAAAAAAAAUACUGUGCUGGAUUUACAAAAGUCAGACACAUUUUGUAAAGACAAAUUCUUCUUCAAUUAUUCAAAUUCUUGGUAUAUUUAACUUUUUAUUAACUACAAUGUGCACCUGCGAUCAAAUCAGGCUUUCCUAGGAAACCUGGUGAUGCCCCGUGUUACUACCUUCCCGGUAGGCAUCCGCGGGAAGAAUGACUGCAUAGCGAAAGGGGCCCUAUAUAUAUAUAGACCUGCGGCGGACCGCCACUUGCAUACAAAUA
This is a messenger RNA of Osmia bicornis bicornis, 1922 nucleotides long. It is a transcript of the gene bsh, whose product is annotated as brain-specific homeobox protein homolog. Gene Ontology annotation, biological process: regulation of DNA-templated transcription. The record is from RefSeq and is a predicted model, not a curated record. Bases 587 to 1426 code for a protein of 279 amino acids. Lineage: Eukaryota; Metazoa; Arthropoda; Insecta; Hymenoptera; Megachilidae. Gene Ontology annotation, molecular function: DNA binding; DNA-binding transcription factor activity, RNA polymerase II-specific. The transcript has 3 exons.